Chrysemys picta bellii (western painted turtle) is the source of this 4012-nucleotide messenger RNA. Lineage: Eukaryota; Metazoa; Chordata; Testudines; Emydidae. The record is from RefSeq and is a predicted model, not a curated record.
AAACACAAGGUCAAAUCCUGCCAUGUUUUCAUGCCCAGAGCUCAAGAUGAAGUUAAUGGGACCUUCACACAUGUUCAUUUUAAGGAACCGUCGGCCCAUAAUACCUUUAUAUAUUUCAUUGUAGUUCUAAAACAUUAUACUUGUCAUAUAAUACUAUAUUCAGAAUUGUACUGAUUCAUCUUAUAGAAUAUCCCAGAGUAAAAGUGAAUCUGUUCAUAAAAACUUAUUUUAAAACAAUUAUUGGACAUAAAUGCUUUUACAUUUCUAAACAUUUAGAACAUACCUAUUUCAAAACUAAAAUUACCCAGAAGGUUGCUAAUUUUUUUAAACUUGGCAAAAUUUUUCACAAAUGGGUGCCUAAAGUUGGGCAGGCAAAGCCAUAAUUAGGUACCUAAAUAAAAGUCAUCCAAUAUUCAAAGUUGCUCAACAUCCGUAGCUCCCAAUGACUUCACUGAGCUUCAGAUGCUCACACCUUUGAAAAUGUGGCUUAAAGUCCUUAAUCCCUAACGUACAAAGGUUUAUAUUUGUAAUAAAGCUGUUUAAAGUUUUAAGCUUUCUGUUUAAUGUUAUUGCAUAACUUUAAGGCACUACUUUCUUGCAAGCAACAACAACAAAAGUCCAGUAACAUUCAAACAUUACUCAACAUAGGAUUUCCUAGUUGUGGAAGAGAAUACAAUUAUGGAAGAGAAUACAAUUAUACCUACUCAAACCACCAGGGGGAACUCCAUCAUCACUUACUAGCUCCCCUUGUAACAAAAUUUGAGAAUCCACUCUGAAAACAAAAGAAACUAGUUUGAGAGCAAAGGAGGGAGGAGAUCUGUUGUCUUCCAAGUUGUGUGAACACCCUCAGCACAUAUUGGCCAGACUUCUGCCAGCAUGGUUUGAGGCUUGUAAACCUUAAACUCAAGGCACAUCUUAAAUGGGUUUGAGGUUUACUAUGCAUUUCUUGGAGAGCUCUAGUUACGAAGUCCUGAACAAAAACAUGAGAGUCAUACAACUUAACCAGCAGAUAGUGGUGCCUGCCUGAUUAGGAGACAAUUACUUUACCAUCAAUUCCUUUUUCAGUGGGCAAGAAUCAGCAUGAUUUUGUCUUAGGAAACUGACAAGAGCGGAAGAGACAACCAAGUUUGAAACUGCACCUCCCCAGAGUGCUAUGUUAGAGGCAAACAGCACCAUAUCCACCUAAGAGAUUCUUCUUACAAAGUUUUGAGAGAAAUCAAAAACAGUUGAGAAUCAUGAAAGUCAGAUUGUUCCUUGGUGUUCUGCUAUUACUAGACCUUUUAAGUUCCUGUUAUUCUUAUAAGUCAAAUACUUUGCCUGAUAUAGAAGAUAGACAGUUUAUUAAGGAGUGCGUGAAUGCUCAUAACAGCUUUCGGUCCAAGGUGAAUCCACCAGCCAGCAACAUGCGUCACAUGUCCUGGGACUCUGCUUUAGCUAAGAGUGCCAAAGCAUGGGCAAAGCGAUGCCACUUUGAUCAUAAUGGCUACCUUAAAAUAUCAGGAAAAAUGCACCCUAACUUUACUCCAGUUGGAGAAAACAUCUGGACUGGUUCUCUCCGUCUCUUCUCUGCGAGUGCAGCUAUCAGCAAUUGGUAUAAUGAAGUCACAGACUACACUUUUGAGACCCGCUAUUGUACAAGAAUGUGUGGCCAUUACACCCAGGUUGUUUGGGCCAGAAGUUACAAAGUUGGCUGUGCAGUUCAGUUCUGUCCUAGAGUUACAGGUUUUGACAGACUCACCAAUGGAGCACAUUUUGUUUGCAACUAUGCACCAGCUGGGAAUUUUCCGACACAGCCGUAUAAAACAGGAGCAGCAUGUAGUGACUGCAGUGGUGAAAAGUGUGUGGACAAGCUCUGUGAAAAUCCAGAACGUGACACAUUGAAAAGUUACUCCAGUUGGUAUCCAGACUGGGACAUACCGCCACACGCCAACCCCUCUGGUGCUCCACACCCCAACCCCUCCGGUGCGCCACACCCCAGCCCUCCACGCUCCUCGUGUGACCAAUACUGUAUUACUGUUUUAAUAGUAAGGCUACUGUUUGUGUUACUGACUUUUGGUGCUGUCUUACUAGUACAAUGGCAGUAUCCCCAGAUAUUUAUAUAUGAGUAAUCUCCAUUUGCCUCCUAUUGUCGGUGUACAUAAGCAUUAGUACCAGUCAGUUUUCCUGGGCUGCUCAUGGUUGUUUGGGACAAGGAGGAGGAGGAGGUGGUGUGCAUGUUAACUAUUCAAUCAAAGCCAGAGAUUUUGUACCUCUCUGCACCCCAGGCGUACCUCUUCGUUGUCCAUUCUUUUCCCUAAGAAGCACCUUAGAACAUAAGGCGACAGCUUUAGACAUUUCACUAUAACUGCCUUCUCCUAACUAUCACCAUUGUCAAAUAAUGAUGUCCCAUAAACACCUCAUGAGAAUCACCCCAGAUACCUUCUCUAAAGGGUUCCGCAGGUAAAGGAGGGUCAUUGCUAUAUAUAUAAAAAUGCUGGUGUACAGAAGCAUUGGCAGAGCAAUGGUGGAGUUAGCUGCCUGUAUGCUUGAUAGCAGCAAGGAGCCCCAUUCUAGCAAGAGCAGGUUGUGUGCCAUGUCCUAUAUAAUCAUCUGUUCUCCUAUUGUAUCCUCAUCUCUAGACAUUACACACACACACACUUUUUGAGGGCUGAGUGACUGUGGGGAAAUAGAAUACAGAGCAUUUCUGCUUCACAUCCAGAGCAAGUGACCGAGGACUGAAAUUUUUAUCCAACCAAAUGACUGUUUGGUGGCCAAGGUGGAAUUAAUUUGUUAUGUCUCAGUCCAAUUCCAGGAGGACAAAUAGAUUAAGGACCUACAAGUAUAAUUAGAAUAUUCAGUAUGACCCAUAUUCCCUUAUCUGUAACUCCAAGGACUCCACUCAAAGUUUACUUGGCUUAACCUGGGAUGGGUUAUAGAAUCAUGGGAACUCCCCUCUUACCUUCUAUAUCUUUCCCCAAGCUGUUUUUCCAUACACAAGGUUUUAAUAAGUGUCCAUCCUCCCUCUGUCAGCACUGCCAUGAGGCUCUUGUCUUGCUCACUUGGCAGCCUCUGCUCAGUCGCUCUGGACCCAGUGCUGCUUCCAGAAGUGUUAAUUCAGCACAAGGGGCACAAGUGGGACUGCAGCAGAGGUAGGACAGAGAGAAGCCUUAAAAGACUUUACCAAUGGGUUGGAUUUGACAUUAAACUAGCAACUAGCUUGGAUUAAAAUAACCCCCCCAAGUCCCUGCAGUUCUAGUUGAGGGGAUGGGGGCAGGGAAAGAGCAGGAGAGGUAUCUAUUUAAUGCACAGUAAACACCAAAUUACAUACCAAAUGCGCUAUACAUGACUUUACUCACCUAAAAUGUAAACCACCACAUUGCAAGCCCAGUGUUCUUUUGUGAUACCAGGCUAGACUUAAUCGUCUCAUAUUAUGACUCUGGCAAUGGCUCAUACCCAAUUAUUUACAGAAAAAUAACCCAUUAUGCACCUGACUGAUUGUGCAAUGCUUUAUCCCAAGAGAAAAAUUCCUCCCUGACCCCCAAGGCAAUCAGAUUGUCUCUGUAGUAUGACAUUUGGCUGCACUUCUCAUGCUGAGCUAUGGUACAAGUAUUCUCAAGAAUCAUAAAAUUGAUAGUCAAUAUUGCCCUUCAAAAUAUAGAUACAGCUAAAGCAUUGUUCAGUUAACUGUCUGCAGCAGGGAAAUGCAGAGUUUGAUAUUACCCUGAAAAAAGGAAUAUUUCUUUUUUAUUGGCUGUAAAUUGAUACUUCACCAGUCCGAGAGAAAACCAAGGGUCAUGGUGUAUUCUACAUCACUGACAAUUUUUAAAUCAAGAUUGGGUGUUCUUCUAAAAGCUGUGCUCUGGGAAUUAUUUUGGGGAGUUCUAUGGUUGGCUGUGUUAUAUGGGAGGUCCCAGUGAUCUCUUCUCACUUUGGACUCUAUGAAUCCAUUGAAGAUACUCAUGAAUUGUUACUGCAACAUCUUUGAAAUAAGAAUGACAAUCACACAGCUACAAAAACAGUUUAGUUGUGUUUG